AUGAACCAUUUAAGAGCGUGUAUUAGAUCAAUUGGACACCUCCGACCCGCAUACUCCUCAUCUCACGCUAUCUCCGCCAACCCCACCUUCACAUCAGCACUCAAUCCAGCUUCUAUCCGACGCACCAUGGCUUCCGCAAUGGCAAAGCGCCUCGAAGGCAAGACUAUUGUUAUCACCGGUGCCUCAUCGGGAAUUGGAAAGAGCACUGCUAAGGAAUUUGCGCGCACAUCACCUAAAAACCUGAAGCUCAUCCUGACUGCGCGCCGCAUCGAUACAUUGAAGGAGGUCGCGGAGGAGAUUAAACAGGAAGUUGGCGAUGGUGUCCAGGUUCUACCUGUCAAGCUCGAUGUCAGCAAGCCUGAGGAGAUCAACAACUUUGUGUCCUCCCUGCCGGAGGAAUUCAAGCAGAUUGACGUCCUUGUCAACAACGCUGGCUUGGUCAAGGGCGUUGCUCAGGCACCUGAAAUCGCUGCCGAGGAUUUGAAAAUCAUGUUUGACACCAACGUCACCGGUCUCAUCAACAUGACCCAGGCUAUUCUGCCCAUCUUCAAGAAGCGCGACGAGGGUGGCCGUGGUGAUAUCAUUAACAUUGGGUCCAUUGCUGGCCGUGAGCCUUACUCUGGUGGUAGCAUUUACUGUGCCACCAAGGCUGCCGUCCGUUCCUUCACAGAUGCGCUGCGCAAAGAACUCAUCGCCACGAGAAUUCGUGUCAUUGAGAUUGACCCCGGUCAGGUUGAAACUGUAUGUUAUCACCGGGAAUUUAUGUCCUUUCUUGAUCAGGAGUUCUCUGUCGUGCGGUUCUAUGGAGACAAGUCCAAGGCUGAUGCUCCAUUGACUGGUGAUGACAUUGCUGAGGUUGUUGUGUUUGCUGCCGGUCGUCGUGAGAAUGUCGUGAUCGCCGAUACUCUGGUCUUCCCCAGCCACCAGGCUGCGGCCGGUGUCAUGCACCGCAAGUCCUGA
Messenger RNA from Penicillium soppii, 960 nucleotides. RefSeq lists its product as uncharacterized. Gene Ontology annotation, cellular component: cytosol. Lineage: Eukaryota; Fungi; Ascomycota; Eurotiomycetes; Eurotiales; Aspergillaceae. The record is from RefSeq and is a predicted model, not a curated record. Gene Ontology annotation, molecular function: oxidoreductase activity. The transcript is spliced from 5 exons. The coding region runs from base 1 to 960 and encodes 319 amino acids.